AUGUCGGACAUGGAGGAGACUUGGCAGGACAACACUUUGCAGAGGCCACAGCCAGCCGAGAAGGACGGAGCGACUCAGAUUUGUGUGCACGCAUACGGCCGUUUGGAGGAGGUUACUGUCAAGCCGCUGACCUUGCCAGCUCUUCGGCGAGAAGCGCGACAUGCCUUUGAUCUGCCAAAUGCAGAUGUGCUUAUCAAAGGCCCAGACGGCCAGUGCCCAGACUCGGAGGACGCCUUGCGGAAUCUCGAGUCAGUUUACUUGGAGCUGCCUGACGGUGGGCUGCACGACCUCGAGCAAAGAAUCGAUCAGCUGCAGCACAUGCAGGUCAGCUACCUAUCCGAAAGACUCGCAUCGGUGGCAGAGGAGCUGGUAACGGCACAGGCUUCCAUUGCAGGCUUGACGGAUGCUCUGAUCGAAGAGCAGGCCUUUCGACAAGAGUUCGAGCAGGCAGUGCGAGGCGAAAUCAAGCACGAGAGCGGCGGCCUGGGUGCCCAAGUGAAGAAGUGGCUUGAGACCCUGGAGAAGAAGCUUUGCGGCCACUUCGAAGAUGCUUUGCACUCGCUCGAGUCGCGCGUUGUGCAGGAUUUCCAGGACCUGUGGCAGUGGACAAACGAGGAAUGUCGUAAAACCACCGACGGCCACAAGGAGCUUGAAGAGAAGGUGUCGGCGAUGAGGACAGAGGCGCGGACGCCACCAGCGUAUUCAAAGCUUUCAGCCCGCAUCGAUGACCUCUGCGAUUCCAUGGUGAAAGAGGUUCAGGAUAGAACCGCCGAAACUCAGCACCUUCGUUCAGAGUUGCUGAAGCGUGACGAGCGCACGGAGUCUCUCCGCGACUUUGGAGAGGAGCUUCACGCCGCCAUGGCAACACUGCAGCGGGGGCAGUUGCAGCAGGACUGCCCAGAUGUCUCGGCCUUCACGGCGCUGAAGCAGGCCUGUGAGGAGCUGCGACACCUCGCGGAAGAGUCCGCAGCCGACUUGGAGUUGAAGUUUGGUGAUAUGUCCCGCCGAUUGGAGGCGGCCAGCAGUGACUUGCGACAUGGCCUGGCACAGGAAGCUGCUUCCAGGACGGAGGGCGAAGCCUUCGUCGAUCAACGUUUGGCCGGCUUUGAGGCAGCACUGCGUGGUGAGGCGCAGUGUCGAAACGAGGCACUGCGACGAAUUGAGGAUCACAUGCAAGCAGCUGCGGUUGCCAAAGAAGCUUGUGGUCCCGACUCUGGGGAGACUCCACCCGUCACGGCUCCUGAGGAAGUUCAGGUCGCAAGAGAGGAGCAAGAGCUCAACCAGCUCUUGGAGGAUCAGUCCAGAAGGAUGGCCGAUGCUGUCGCGGUGGAGACUCGGCGCCGUGAGGAGGCCCUGCAGCAGCUCCGCGAGGACUGCCGAGAAUCCAUCCAGCGUGAAGUGCGGUCUCGUCUUCAGGACCAUGCGAAGCUGCGACAAGAGUUGGAGAUGGAGAGGAAGACUCGCAAGGAAGCUUUCGGAAUGAUCCAGAAAGCAAUGAGCCAUUGCGGCACAGCUUGA
Molecule: messenger RNA, 1518 nt
Organism: Symbiodinium sp. CCMP2592
Lineage: Eukaryota; Dinophyceae; Suessiales; Symbiodiniaceae
Source: the annotation of a GenBank genome assembly